Spea bombifrons (plains spadefoot toad) is the source of this 817-nucleotide messenger RNA. RefSeq names its product melan-A (gene MLANA). The record is from RefSeq and is a predicted model, not a curated record. The transcript has 5 exons. Lineage: Eukaryota; Metazoa; Chordata; Amphibia; Anura; Pelobatidae. Gene Ontology annotation, cellular component: melanosome. The coding region runs from base 68 to 424 and encodes 118 amino acids.
GCGUGCAUCCAGUACUGAAGUUCUACAGCACUGAGUGAGAGAAGCUGCCUACGAUUGAUCUCUUACAAUGCCUCGUCCUGACUCGUCUUACGCACUGGGGACUUACAGCAGCUUUGGAAGGAGCCGUGGCCACCAUGGUCUAAGUUCAGAAGAGGCUGCUGGCAUAGCCAUCCUUGCUGUUGUAGCUGCUGUUGUCUUCAUCGUUGGAUGUUGGUACUUUAAAAGGCGGAAUGGUUACAAAAUACUUGGGAAUCAAACAUUUACACCAGCAGCAAUCAGAAACUUGCUUGGAGGAUCACGGGGAAAUGAAGAAGUUAAAGUGCCAUUAAAGGAGUACAGCACCCUAACCAAUGUGGUACCUGGUGCUCCUCCUGCCUAUGAGAAAAUUGUAGCAGAGUCUCAGCCACCACCUUACACACCAUAAACCGGAAGACAUUUGUUUCAUAAAGUUAAAGGCUGUCAAACUUGAAAUAUUAAAAAAAAAACUGCUUCCAUUUCCUUAAUAUUGUGCAUAGUACUUGCAUUUUGAGAGAAUGUAUACCAAUAUUAAUCAUUAAACCAGGCAUGUGGGUCAGUGGCUGCCCGGUCAUGGCCUUAUCUCCGCAUGCUGACAGUACAGCUGUGAAGACAGUCUAUCUCUGCAUUGAGGUCUCUUUCUUGAAUAAGAUUUUUCUUGCAUUCAAUGUAAUUCUAGCAAUAUGAGCUUUCCAAUUUGUAUAUUUAAAGCUGGUGUUCUGAUUCGUGUCACUGCAGUACAAAUCUUGAUCUUAUUAUGGAAGCUGGACCAUAUACAUAAUAAAGUUAAUCACUUGCAUAA